This is a messenger RNA of Closterium sp. Naga37s-1, 1266 nucleotides long. The record is from the annotation of a GenBank genome assembly. Lineage: Eukaryota; Viridiplantae; Streptophyta; Zygnematophyceae; Desmidiales; Closteriaceae.
AUGCAGCCAGUACAGCCUAUCGGCGAGUACGACCUACACCGGAUACCACCUCCCUCAGGCCCAGGCGCAGGACCUCCACAACGGCCCGGGCAAUACCGCGGAGGAGGAGGACGACACCGGGGAUCGAACCCGGGACCUCUCGGAGGCAUACCAGCAAUCGUGAUCCCGGGGAUCGGGCAAUUACCGCCCAUCCCGCCGCACGUGGUGAAAUUCAUCCGCAAAUUUGGGCCGUUGAUCUUGAUCAUCACGCUGCUGUUCGCCGUGCAAUACCUUCUCCUGUCGAUCUACAUGAACGUGCGGCGAAUCAAAUCCGACGUGAAGGAACAGUGCGCGUCGCUCCAGGCGGAUCUGAAUCUGACGGCGUGGGGGCACAUGGAGGGCGUGCGCAACGAGAACUGGCGGCAGCACCGCAUGGUGGGACGUGGCACGUACGGAUUGGUCCAGUGGUCCGCGUAUCGGAUCCAGGAGGGCGUGGUGGUCGGGGUAGGGUUUGGCGCGACGCUGCUGCGGCCUCACAGGAAGAUCACGUCGUGCACAUGGCACGGGGCGGACGGGGUGACAAUACUGGGGGACCCAUCGCUGCACUACCCGCGGGACGAGCCGCACGAGCAGUACGAAACCAUCAUCAUUCGCUGCGACCUGCGCGGGAAAGUGGUUACCAACCUCGGCGGUUACCUCGUGGUCGGAAUCGACAACGAGCAUAUAAUCCUGUACCGGGAGGAUCGGGACUCCCCGACCCACGCGCUGCUGUCCACGACCCACCCGUACCGAGCCUCUUUCUGCACGUACCCGAUUGCCGACCCUGUGGACGGGGCGAGGCUCCGGGAUUGGCUGCAUGUGCACCGGGCGUACGGAGCGGAGCACGUGGUUGGGUACGAUGCGGGCGGCGUGGACCGGGCGGCGCUGCGUGAAGUGAAGGAGUUUCUGGAUGAGAAGUUUCUGGAGGUGCUGCCGAUGAGGGAUGUCGUGCACUUCAGGGUGCAAGCGCAAGGCAAGGGUGCAAGCGCAGGGAAAGGUGAGUCUGGGUUUAGGGGGCGGCGGGGGGAGCGGGCGACGCUGCGUGAAGUGAAGUUUCUAGAAGUGCUGCCGGUGCGAGACGUGGUGCAUUUUGAGGUUCUGGCUCACGGCAAGCUCAUGGCAAUGCACGACUGUCUCUACCGCUCCACACUCACCUCCUCGUGGGUCUUGUUCCUAGACUGGGACGACAUCCUCCACAUCAUCUCACCGCCCUCCUUGUCCCCUCAUCUCUCAUCUCCCCUCCUCUAA